CCACCUUCCGCCGCCAUGGCCGCCCACCACCCUCCCCACCUCCUCCUCCUCGCAGCGGCGCUGCUAUCCUAUGCCGCGAUCCCGUCCCUCUCCCUCCCGCAGUGCCCCCCGUGCGGGGCCACCAUGGUCCCCUACCCCCUGAGCACCGCCCCCACCUGCGGCGACCCGGCCUACAAAAUCCGGUGCUCCGCCGCCUCCACCCUCCUCUUCGACUCCUCCAACAACACCUACCCGAUCGCCUCCAUCUCCCCCUCCACCCAGCGCCUCACCAUCACCCCCUCCCCUCCCCCCAACACCUGCCUCGCCGCCGACCUCCCCUCCAACGGCCUCCAGCUCAACCCCUCCGCCCCCUUCAACAUCACCAGCAGCAACACCAUCUUCUACCUCAACUGCUCCGACUCCAUCCUCAACUCCCCCCUCAACUGCACCUCCACCAGCCUCUGCCACGUCUACAGCAACGCCACCGCCAGCCCCUGCCAAGGCACCCAGUGCUGCGCCUUCCGGGCUGGCGGCUCCACCACGGCCUACCGGAUCCGGGUCAGGCAGGAGGGCUGCCGCGCCUACCGCAGCUUCGUCAACCUGGAUCCGGACUUGCCGGUGGACAGGUGGCCGCAGCCAGCGGUGGAGCUGCUCUGGCUGCUGCCACCUGAGCCCGUCUGCACGGCCCAGGCGGAUUGCGGAUCCGGUUCGACCUGCGGACCAGAUCGGAACUCAGGCGGGUCGGUUAGAAGGUGCUUUUGUAAUUCGGGUCUGGAGUGGGACCCGGUUUCCGGACUAUGUGCUCUAGAGUGUAAAGAUCCAGAUGGCUGUGGCAAAGAUCGGACUGCGCUUAUUACAGGUGUGACCGUUGGUCUUGGUGUGGCGCUACUAGCAUCCCUCAUCGGCUUCUUCUUCUACCGGCGCCACCAGCGCAUCAAGCGCGAGCAGGAUCGCCUCACGCGCGAGCGUGAGGAGAUCCUCAACGCCGGUGGAGGCAAAUCCGCGAAGGUCUUCACCGGCAAAGAGAUAAAGAAAGCAACCAACAACUUCGCCAAGGACCGCCUCCUCGGCGCAGGCGGCUACGGCGAAGUCUACAAGGGCAUCCUCGACGACGGCACCAUAGUCGCCGUCAAGUGCGCCAAGCUCGGCAACUCCAAGAGCACGGACCAGGUCCUCAACGAGGUACGGAUCUUGUGCCAGGUCAACCACAGGAGCCUCGUAGGCCUGCUUGGCUGCUGCGUCGAGCUGCAGCAGCCACUGCUGGUCUACGAGUACAUCCCUAACGGGACCCUCCUAGACUACCUAGGAGGCCCCAAGAGAGAGCUUCUCUCUUGGAAACGCCGCCUCAGCAUCGCCCACGCGACUGCUGAGGGCCUGGCCUACCUCCACUUCUCAGCAGUUCCACCCAUCUACCACCGCGACGUCAAGUCAAGCAACAUAUUGCUCGACGAGAAGUUGAACGGCAAGGUGUCCGAUUUCGGGCUCUCGCGCCUGGCCCACACGGAUAUGAGCCACAUAUCCACGUGCGCCCAGGGCACGCUCGGGUAUUUGGACCCAGAGUAUUACAGGAAUUACCAGCUUACAGACAAGAGCGAUGUUUACAGUUUUGGAGUUGUUCUGCUGGAGCUGCUGACGUCGCAGAAGGCGAUCGACUUUAAUAGGGACGCGGACGACGUGAACUUGGCGGUGUACGUGCAGCGGCUGGUGGAGGCGGAGAAGGUGAUGGAGGCGGUGGAUCCGGCACUGAAGGAGGGGGCGAGCGGCUUGGAGCUGGAGACGAUGAAGGCGUUGGGGUUCCUCGCGGUCGGGUGCUUGGAGGAGCGCCGCCAGAAUAGGCCGUCGAUGAAGGAGGUGGCGGAGGAGAUUGAGUAUAUCAUUAGUAUUGCGACGGCGAAGCCCGCCGAGGCUUAGCUUUGAUCGGAAUUAAUAUACAUAUAUGCAUACAUAUAGUUAUGGCAGGCUUUUUUUGGAGGGAGCUCUUUCUUUGUUUUUCUCCUUUGGUUUUUAUUCCUAUACUUUAAUGUUGAUUUCACUGAUUGUACAUAGUUUGUGGUUAGCUAGUGAACACUUUUUCUUUGAA
Messenger RNA from Salvia hispanica, 2059 nucleotides. RefSeq names its product wall-associated receptor kinase-like 20. The record is from RefSeq and is a predicted model, not a curated record. NCBI's taxonomy places the organism in Eukaryota, Viridiplantae, Streptophyta, Magnoliopsida, Lamiales, Lamiaceae. Gene Ontology annotation, biological process: protein phosphorylation. Gene Ontology annotation, molecular function: polysaccharide binding; protein kinase activity; ATP binding.